AUGGGUGAUAUUUAUCGAAAGGCGAAAUGCGUCCUGGCCUGGCUGGGUCAUGCAGCGGAUGAUAAUGAUGCAUACUUCGACUACUUAGAGCGCGUUCGGACUACCGAGAGAGUUGAAAAGAAGCGAAUUGACGAGGCAGGGAACCGCGCCGUAGUCUUCCUGAACAAACGACCGUACUGGCGCCGCGCCUGGAUCAAGCAAGAACUCAUCCUCGCCAAGGACAUCACCAUCUACUGCGGAUCUAAGUCUCAUGCGGGGGAAUCCUUCUUCUGGUUCGCAAGUGUAUCAACUAUAGGCGAGUUUGGUGGUUAUGAAGACUACAUUUCUAGGAUAUACUUGCACAGAAGAACUAAGGGAGAACGUGAGACACUGGAACAAUUGUUACACAGAUAUGCCAAUUCUGAGUGCUCCAGUCGUCUUGAUCGGGUCUUUGCGCUGUUAUCGAUGGCUUCGGAUUGCACAGGCAUGGAGAGCAGGCUCGUGGACUACAGCCUUAGUCCCUCAGCGUUGUUCUUUGCGUUGAUUGCUCAUUUCGAGCCCUCGAACGUUUUGCCAUUCGUUACAAUCCUACAAGAUGCAUUGAAUGUGCGUCGAGUUGAGCUUCAGGAAUACAUGUGUUCAGUAUUUGGAGACAUCACUCGCAAGCCUUCCUCUCUCAUGGAAAAGCUGGCCAUCGACUAUAUCCACAGAGUACAGAACUACAUGGUUUCGAUUGCUUCUGGUAUUUCGGUUUCGCAUGCGGAGUUCAUUACUCAGUCCUAUAACGCCAUGCUCCCAUCAGAACUUCCACGCAAACACAUAGUGUUCCAUAUCAAAGGCACCAAGCUUGGCUUGGGAUUUAUGCCCUCGCUGUUCGGCCUCCACUUUCGAGCCGUUUGUAAGAAAGAGGAACACGUCGGAGCUGAAGAAGCUGAUGGGAUUUGGGAAACCUACAACCCGCCCAUCACAGUCGAGCAGGUCUGGAGAUACAUGAUCCUUCCCGCCGUUGUCCUCGACAAAAGCGGUCCACAUCUGAUGGAUCCAGAUUUGAUCGCGCCGGUAAAAGACGCUGUUGUCGGAAAUCACGGUCCAGACGCCGUGAAACCCAGUAUUGACAUAAUAUGUUACACCUUGGCUGAGCUCAGGCGAAAGGAAAAGUUCAAGAACCGGAAACUUUGUUUGGUUGAUUGUCGAUAUGUGGUCGGUACUCUGUACGGGUACUCACUGAUGCGGCCGCUUGGGUUUAAGGAAUCGAGCGACAAGUAA
This is a messenger RNA of Alternaria arborescens, 1245 nucleotides long. RefSeq lists its product as hypothetical. The record is from RefSeq and is a predicted model, not a curated record. Bases 1 to 1245 code for a protein of 414 amino acids. Lineage: Eukaryota; Fungi; Ascomycota; Dothideomycetes; Pleosporales; Pleosporaceae. The transcript has a single exon.